GACGAGGGGUAUUUUUUUCGAUGGAAUGGAGCUACCAGAAAUGAAGCCGCUAAAAGAAGACGUCGAGGGCCGAUUAAACGCCAUCAGAAAUUUGGAAGGCCGCCCCAAUGACGUGAUAAUUGCAGCUUUCCCUCGAUCAGGUACCCACUGGGUCUGGGAAAUUACAUCUAUGCUACUUAAACAGCAAGAUGACUACACACAAAAAACAAAAGAAACAGCAUUUCUCGAAUUUGUGGACGAUUUUUGUGAGCUGGAAAAAAUGCCAUCACCACGCAUUCUUAACACACACUUGCCGUAUAGAUGGCUUCCAAGAUCUCAUGUAGAAAACAAGAGGAAAGUGAUACAUGUAAUCAGAAAUCCAAAAGAUAUGUUCGUGUCCUUCUAUUACUUUCAAAAGAAUUUUGGAAUCGAAUUGGAAUGGAAUACGUUUUUUGAAAACUCGGUUAUUGGACAAAACGUAUCAUAUGGAGGCUGGCUUGGAUACGAGAGGAGCUUUAAUAGAGACGAUGAAAAUAUUCAUGUGACUUAUUACGAGGAUUUAAAAUUAAAACCAGUCGAAGAAAUUCGCUUGUUGGCGAAAUUUUUGGAAGUGAAAUGUACAGACACCUUGUUAGAAAGCAUUGCUCACAAAUGUGGAUUUGAUAAUUUAAAAAAAGCUCAUUACACAGUCAAGAAGACAGAAUCUAAAAUGAGCCACUAUAGAAAAGGUGAGGUUGGAGACUGGAAAAACCAUUUUACCGUAGCACAGAAUGAAGAGUUCGACCGAUUGUUCCAAAGAAAAAUGGCUGAUUUAAAACUCAAAUCAAAAUUCUUAUAUGAAUAAGAUUGCAUUGUAGCAAUAGUUAUAUCUGCAGAUAAGAACAUUUUGUCAAUCAUUGUUACAUGUAUAUAUGAGUCCGGUCAUUUUAUCAUUAAACAGCACACUAAUUGCAACACACUUUCUUCUAAGUAAACUCUAGAACGCAAAAAAUAAAUGUAAUAAAAAUCUAACAAAACUGGAUGAGAGGAAAUCAUUAUAUGGGGGAACAUAAAAUUUCUAUGAAAAUUAAAUAAAAUAGGUAAGGCGGUACGUAACUCUUGUCAAUUAAGUAAAUUUUGCAUGAUGCAUUUUUUAAUCUUCAAGAAAGAAGAAGUGAACUAAUCUGUGUAUUGAUUACGUUCAUAAAUGCAGUAAAACCUUUUUAUACUCGAAGAAAAUUGUUUACAGAUAUUUAGGUCAGAAUGACGUUGCAUUUCCUUGUCUCAAAAUAGUGUAGGUUAUCAAACAUGUCAUGUUUAGUCUCUAAAUGUUUUUAUUAUUCUAAUUACUAUAAUUGGACUUUUGCGAGAAGCGCUGACUUUUACAAUCGACGGCUUACUUUUACACUAGGACAAUAUACGAAAACUCUUGUGAUAUAAAUAUUAAGCUAAACAGUUAAUUAAAUGGUAAAUAAUGGGUUGUUUCAAAAUACAUAUUAAGCUGUCUAGGAAGGGAACGGCAACCACCCUACCCUCAACCCCCUCCCUUCCCACAUUGACCAACUCUUGCUUAGUUUUCCUUCCAGAAUGUUUAUUCUUCUUUAUUUGAUUCCUUUAGAAAAUGAUAUUGAAAGGAGAUACAAUCCCUUACAAAUAAGGUAAAUUAAGUUAUGUAAUUCGCCUCCCCCCAGCCCAUCAUCUCUUGCGUCGAUUGCAUACCGGUAAAUCAUGUAAGUGCCCCUUACACUAUACAUGUACCUAUAACCACUAUUAAGGUUUUCUUGUCUAUUAUCGAUUCCGUACCUCCGUACAUAAGGCAGGUUUAAAUGUCAAAGAAAGACGUCGACUGUAAAAGUCAGUGCUUCUCGCAAAAGUCCAUUUAUAUACUAAAUAAAAUAAUUAAAAUAUUAAUCUAGGAGACAUUUAUUUUUAUUCUUUUUUUAAUGUAUUCACUAUGAGUUAUAAAUGCUAAUAUUUAAAAAUUAACAAAAAUUAUGAAAUUAAAUUUAGA
Messenger RNA from Saccostrea echinata, 1969 nucleotides. RefSeq names its product sulfotransferase 1B1-like. Gene Ontology annotation, cellular component: cytoplasm. Gene Ontology annotation, molecular function: sulfotransferase activity. Gene Ontology annotation, biological process: sulfation. Bases 26 to 823 code for a protein of 265 amino acids. The transcript has 5 exons. NCBI's taxonomy places the organism in Eukaryota, Metazoa, Mollusca, Bivalvia, Ostreida, Ostreidae. The record is from RefSeq and is a predicted model, not a curated record.